GAGUAUAAUCUUGACUGUUCUUAUUUUUGCACGAUAUUUGAAAAUAUUGCACUGGUAUCCCUAAGGCCAAAUGUCAUGUCAUGACAUUAGACUUGCACAUUACAUAUGGACUGUGAUCCUACCGUAUAGUAAAUAAAAUUAUCAAUAAAUCCACAAAACUGUGAGUGAAUACAUGUUACGAUAGUGCCAUAUCGCGAUGGCGACUCCUGCGGACGUGCGUGCGGCGUUCGAAGCCAAGUUGAAAGAAGGAAUCCCCAAUCCUCCAGGCGAGUUUCAUCCUCUAGACUUGGAAAGAGUGAAGGACGAUAAAUACUUAACAAGGUUGUUAUUACACCAUGAUAAUGACGUUAAGAUGGCUGCCGAUAUGUUAUGGGACAUCCUUGUGUGGCGGAAAACGAAUAAUGUGAACGAUAUCAAUGAAAACACCAUAAGAAUGGAUUAUGUCAAAGAAGGUGCGUUCUUCCCUCACGGGCGGGACGUUGACGGUAAUUUGCUGCUUAUAAUCAAGUCGAAACAGCAUGUGAAAGGUCAAAAAGACUUUGAGGAUCUUAAGAAAAUAAUUAUAUACUGGUUUGAUCGCGUAGAAAGAGAGGAACAGGGCAAACCCAUCACUCUAUUCUUUGAUAUGGAUGGCUGCGGCCUCGGAAACAUGGAUAUGGAACUUAUAAAGUAUUUAAUUAGUUUGAUGAAGCUGUACUACCCAUAUUUUCUGCAUUAUAUCGUCAUUUUCCAAAUGCCUUGGGUCUUGUCCGCUGCAUUUAAGGUGGUCAAGUCGCUGUUACCAGCCAAAGCUGUUGAUCGUAUGAAACAACAAACUAAAGAUAAUUUGAAGGAUGUUGUGGCCCCUGAGCAGGCGUUGACAUGCUGGGGUGGCAAGGACCCAUAUGUGUUUGAAUUUGUUCCGGAAAACCGAGGUACUAAUGAUGUUCAUACACCGAAAAAGGUAACAUUUGCAGAGCAAGGUGACAACCAGCACUCUCCCGGAGAAAUGCUACGACUCAAUCCCAACGAUACAAUCAUUUUCAAGUGCGAAAAUGAUGAGAUAUCAGGACAAUUCACAAUAACCAAUAUGGAUGAAAGUGCGGUAUCAUUUAAAAUAAGAACUACUUCCCCUGAGAAGUUUCGAGUACGACCCAGCUCUGGUACGCUAGCCACCGGUUCCUCACAAACUGUGCAAAUAGUGGUGCAGCCUGGAUUCCGUACUGUCGCUAAGGACAGAUUCCUGGUCAUGUCCGUACAAAUCCCGAAGCUAGAUGCAACACCAAAGGAGCUCACUGACAUCUGGCAGAAGUCGUCUGGCAGCAAAGUUGACGAAUACAGGCUGAAAUGCUACUUCCCGGAGAAGGAUGUGCCGAAGAAUGGAAGCAUGGUAGACGGUAGGAGUCAGGAUAAGCCCGAUUCAGUUACGAAUGCUUUAAACAACUUGCAGGUAAACUACGAAAUGUUGCACAAACAGGUUAAGAUGCUUAAAAUAUAUCAGUUGUUUACGUUGGUUCUGACAGCCUGCGCUGUUCUGCUUGGAUACCUUGUGUAUAAGAGUUCUAACGACGAUAAGUAUUGUGAGCGUAUGUAGCCCAUAGAAAUAGUGGUAUUAGAUACCACUGUUGAUGUCAAUGUGUUGUUAAACGGUUUCCUAAUGUUUAUAUUGAUAACGAACA
Molecule: messenger RNA, 1658 nt
Organism: Leguminivora glycinivorella
Lineage: Eukaryota; Metazoa; Arthropoda; Insecta; Lepidoptera; Tortricidae
Product: motile sperm domain-containing protein 2-like
Exons: 1
Coding region: 197-1573 (458 amino acids)
Source: RefSeq, a predicted model, not a curated record